Bacillus rossius redtenbacheri is the source of this 5955-nucleotide messenger RNA. It is a transcript of the gene Idh3a, whose product is annotated as probable isocitrate dehydrogenase [NAD] subunit alpha, mitochondrial. Gene Ontology annotation, molecular function: NAD binding; magnesium ion binding; isocitrate dehydrogenase (NAD+) activity. Bases 55 to 1128 code for a protein of 357 amino acids. Lineage: Eukaryota; Metazoa; Arthropoda; Insecta; Phasmatodea; Bacillidae. Gene Ontology annotation, cellular component: mitochondrion. Gene Ontology annotation, biological process: tricarboxylic acid cycle; isocitrate metabolic process. The record is from RefSeq and is a predicted model, not a curated record. The transcript is spliced from 6 exons.
ACCUUCGCCUUCCGCGAUAUUCUCUUGUCUUUUCCUUCACGUUUGAAAUCUAAAAUGGCUGCUCAGCUGGUUCGUAGGCUGGUCACAGGACUGCCUUUGAAUAGGCUGUACAGCUCGGAAGCCCGCAAGGUGACUAUUAUCCCCGGCGAUGGCAUCGGGCCAGAGAUAUCCACUGCCGUCCAGAAGAUUUUCGCUGCAGCGAAAGUGCCCAUAGAGUGGGAGUCGGUGGACGUGACGCCCGUGCGCGGCCCGGACGGCAAGUUCGGCAUCCCGCAGGAGGCCAUAGACUCGGUCAACAGGAACAAGGUGGGGCUGAAGGGCCCGCUCAUGACGCCCGUGGGCAAGGGCCACCGCUCCCUCAACCUGGCGCUGCGCAAGGAGUUCAACCUGUACGCGAACGUGCGGCCGUGCCGCUCGCUGGAGGGCUACGAGACGCUGUACGACCAUGUGGACGUGGUGACCAUCCGGGAGAACACGGAGGGCGAGUACUCGGGCAUCGAGCACGAGAUCGUGGCCGGCGUGGUGCAGAGCAUCAAGCUCAUCACGGAGGAGGCGUCGCGGCGCGUCGCAGAGUUCGCCUUCCAGUACGCCAAGGACAACGGGCGCCACAAGGUCACGGCCGUGCACAAGGCCAACAUCAUGCGCAUGUCGGACGGCCUGUUCCUCCACUGCUGCCGCGAGGCGGCCGAGAAGUUCCCCGAGGUGCAGUUCGAGGAGCGCUACCUGGACACGGUGUGCCUCAACAUGGUGCAGGACCCCAACAAGUACGACGUGCUGGUCAUGCCCAACCUGUACGGAGACAUCCUGUCGGACAUGUGCGCGGGGCUGGUGGGGGGCCUGGGGCUCACCCCCUCGGGCAACAUCGGCCUCAACGGAGCGCUCUUCGAGUCGGUGCACGGGACGGCUCCGGACAUCGCGGGCCAGGACAAGGCCAACCCCACGGCUCUGCUGCUCUCGGCCGUCAUGAUGCUGCGCUACAUGGAGCUGGGCACGCACGCCGACACCAUAGAGCGCGCCUGCUUCGCCACCAUCAAGGAGCCCCAGUUCCGCACCGGGGACCUGGGCGGCUCCGCCUCCUGCUCGCGGUACACCGACGAGAUCUGCAGGAAGGUCCAGAGCUCCGUGUAGGCCCGCGUCUCCUCCCGCGGAAACAUAACUGGCGUUGAACUUGACAAGUAUUUAUUUUAUUUGUGGGGGCCUCCACGUUGUUUUGAUGGGACGGUUCUGUGGCAGAUUGUCGCUGAGCUGCGGGCCCACUGAAGCAUCACACCCUCGUGCUUGCGCCGUGAGUCGUGUGCGCAGUUCGGCUGGACGCUGGCCAGUUAUGAUUUCGCUCCCCUCUGUUUUGUCCAGUAUUCUCGCGGCGUGAUGUGCAGUGGAACCGGCUGGGAACUCUCGACGAUAGCGGGGGAUUGUGGCGUGCGUUAUCGCUACGCUCGUGUUAUCAAACUUGCAGUUUUGUCAUACUCUUUAUUAUUCUUUGUACUAACAAACUAGUGAAUUUUAAAUCAUGCUAGCAAGGUUCCACUGUGAUGUCACGUUGGUAAUAAACAAGUUGCUCUCAUCGCUUGCUAGUCACGUCUUUAGGUAAAUUCUAUCUCGUAAUUUAACUGCUAGUUUACUAGUAACAUGUGGUUCUGUGGCAAAAAAAAAUCUUUGCAGUCAGUCAAUCAGACAAGUGUAAUGAUUUUUCAGCUAGCAGAACUUAAUUAAUGUAAGUGGUUUGUGUGCUGAUGCAGUGAUAGGAGUGUAGUAAUCUGACUCUUUAGUGAGCUGUGUGUUCUAAUUGGUUGUGGGUUGAUGAGGAGCGUCUGUUCUUGUGAGCAGCGUGCCCAGUGGCGGAGCGGAGACGGCGUCCACAAGGACGGACUGAACACUGCUGGCGAGAGCAGACUGUCCUCAUGUAGCUCCUACCACUCAUGUACAGUAUUUAUGAGGCUAUUUAGUAGAAAAUACACAGCUGGUAUCUAACUCCACCAUGCUAGGUAUGGAAGUCACAAAUAUUAUUUAGAUAAGCAUUUAUCAACCUACCAACAAAUCUGUAAAUUUUAAGAUGGUUGUCAGUAUUAUAUUAGUGAUGUUUUUAGGGAAUAAAAAAAUACUUUACGAAAUCAUUUUUGAAAAUUUUACUCUCUCGUUUCAAUUCUUUUGGUGGGUUUUGGUAGCUACAGGACUGCUACCAUUGAAUGAUCAUGUAUGUUUGUAAAGGCUGCCGUUGUGGUCAGGAACUGUGAUCAUGUGCAUGGCAGAUACUGAGAUAUUGAUAUUAGAAAUACUUUCUAGGUAAGUUUCAAUUUUGAUAUUUCUUUUAAUGAAAGUAAAUGGAACAAUUUUUGAGUUAAAUGAAUAUCUUGAGUGCCUAACAAACAUUAACAUUAUUCUUCUUAAAAGAAUAAACUUAUUAUAUUUAAGUAUGAUUUUAGUUUUUAAACACUAAGAAUGUAUCCAUGCAGUUCUAUAGAAUGACUAAAUGUUAAAUGAUAGCUUGCUUAGACUGUACAUAACAUACAAUCUAGAUAAGAAUACGACUAUGAAUUCAAGAUCAUGGAUGUAAGGGUGACCUGUAAGAAAAGAGUAUCCUAAGUAUUUUAUGAAACAGUCUUGGAUAACAUAAUGCAACCUCAAAUGUACAUAUUUAUUAGAAAAUAUUAAGUGAAACUAUUCUGAAUCACCUCAGAAGCUCAUAUUGCCUAUAGUAGUUCAUUUACCUGAAUAAUUCCCGGACCCAUUAUCUUUAGAUCAUAACCAAAAAUAAUCAUUGAUUAUAAUAAACAUUUAACCAAACUUAUGAAAACAGAGCUUGUAACUAUGGUUUUAAUUUUCUAUUAUGUUCCAGUGUUAAUCAUGUAAAAAAAAAUUGUUCCUUUUUAAACAAAUAGCAUUCUUAUUACUGACAUCUGCCAGUAAUUUUUCCAGCAGUUUUUCUUGCAACAAAAGUACUAAAGAACUAAAUGUACCCAUAUUUGCAAUAAAAUACUUUUAAGUGUAUUCUUAAGAUACAGUAGAACCCUGUUAUAAUGUUCCUGCAUAUAAUGUUUUCCUGCUUAUAAUGUCAUAUUUUUAAAGUCCCAAUAUUUCCUCCAUAAGGACAAUGUAUUUAUUUCCUGCAUAUAACGUUCAUAAAUAGUGUAAGUUCCUGCUAAUAAUGUUUGCUUUCUAACAUUCAAUAAAUGGGGAAAAAAUGUUUUAAAACCAAAUUAUUCCAACACUUACGAUAAAAAGUUUCCUUUAUGUAUGUUUAUGUUUACAAUCACUGCCAUACAAUACAUAAAGUUUGUUAAAAUACAAUUUUAUGCAAUACACUGAAGGUACACAAUGUUCAUAGUUACGUGUCAGUUGGCACCCUUAGUCAACUCUUCCUUGCCAUUCCAGUGGGUAUUCAGAUGCACGUACAUAGUCCUAUGAUAUUUAAGUUGCCAACCAUUGAGCGAGGGGGCAUAACUAAAAGUGUUUUCUAUUGCUUAAAAAUAUAUUUUUUUCCAUUCAUACAUAGGAAUCCCAAAAUUAAACAUUUUCAGGUGGCGAAGGAGUAGACGUUCUCACUCUUAAUGUUGUCAUCAUGAAUCGUGAGACAAUUUUACAAAAAAUGUGGCAGUGUAUCUUUAAAGACAAACAAAAUUUAACCAGGGAACAAGACGAAGUUGAAAAAUUGUUGGCUUGUUUUAGAAAAUUCAUGUAUCAAGUAUAAUAUCUUUGGUUUUAACAUUAAAGUUGUUUACAUAGCUUGGUGAGUUCAUUGGUACAAAGCUCGAACAUUGUUAAGUGCUAAAUUGAGAUUUCCUGCUUAUAAUGUUUUCCUGCUUAUAAUGUUUUUUCCUUGUGCUCCCUUGAAAAACAUUAUAACAGGGUUCUACUGUAUUGUGUGGAUGAUUCCCAAUGUUACCAACACCGAGGGCUGAACUCUCAGGCAUGCGAGGCUAUAAGCGGGAGAAUGGUAAUGUGUUGACUGCGGUGAAGCACCCGUUAGCAUGGGUCACCCAACCUUUGGAACUUGAUGCAACUAGCUGCCAUGGUUUCAAUCCAUCUUUUUAAGUUUGGCACACAUUCUACGAUAAACUGUUUAAUCAGGUUGUCAUACGACCAUAUGUUCACGUUUGAGUGUUUUACUUUCGAAGUUAUCUUCUAAUCAAAAUUGUCGUACAUUGGAGGUCAUUUUAUAUGCAAGUAUACAACAUUAAAAGAUUAUUAAAAUAAAAAAACACUACAAACCAGUACAUGAGCCAUUAAACAUUGGUUAGGCACUUGAUAUUCAUAUAACUUAAAAGUUUUCUUUUCAGAGAAUUUCAAACCUGAAAGGGGACUGAGUGUUUUCAGAACAGUAUUGACUGUGCUCAUGUGUUGUGCACAGCCUUUGAUAGGGUGCAUGUUUAAAUUAAAUUAUCUGGUAAAUCGGGGGACAGCAUUUCCGAGUCUCGCCGAGUUGCAAUGCACGAGCUCCGGGCAUCUCCUGGUUGGUUGGAGAGUGAGCCAAUGCAGAGCAAGAAACAAGAACUGCCUAACGCAACACUCGUGCUCUUGCGACUAGCCUCAUUGAAGGAUCUCUGCAUCAAUGAGUGUGUUACCGUUGUUUAGUGAUUGCGUAUUGCAUUGACCAGGCUUACAGUUACAACAGUAUUUUUGCGGUAACAUUAUUUUAUUUGACAUUGUUGAUCUGAAAGUUAUGUAAGACGUUGCUUGGAUUGGUGCAAUCAUUUUGUCAUACAUGCACACUGUUUCACUUUAGGUUUUGCUUCCAAGACACCAUCAAACGGCCCCAAUAUGAAGUCUGUCCCAGGAACAAGUGCACUAUGUCUUGGUUAUGACCCUAGGCUGUUUCACGACAAAAGAAACUUAUCACAAUGAGUCUGAUUACAGCUUUCUUUGGUUGUUGGCAUCUGUUAAAACAGUAAACAUUUUUUUUUUUUUUUUUUGGGAUAUCUGCUAAGAUAUGUAAUUAUGAGCUAAUGUACAUUGUUUUUUUUUAUAUUUUAUUUUUUCUUUUAUAUUUAUAUACAUGUGUAUGUAGUAUAUCUUUUUUUAGAUUAUCACAUUUAUGAUGUGUUUUCUGCAGAUUCAGACCAGAUUAGGCUUAGCUUUGUAUUAAAAAAAGGUUUCUUAUAUACAUAGUUAUUGUAGAGCAAGUGGUAAAUACUUUACUAAUUUGCAUAUGAAUUAAGUUAAUGUUGCUCCAGCUGAAAUAACAUUUAAAUUAUCAUGUGAAAGUUUCCUAGAUUUUGAAAUUCUACGUAGAACAAACUCUGAUUAUACAGGUAAUUCAUCAGCGUCUAUAAUAAUUGGAAUGUGUACUUUAUGUUUAUGGGUAUCUGGGAAUAAAAGGUAACACGCAUACGUGAAACACCUGUUCUGAUCACUGACUGUCUCGUGUCUGCAAGUCCGCCUCUGCCUGUUCUACAGAACGUGCUUGCAAGGCCGACACGAAGGCCGGCGGAAACUGGGAGCAGGAUGUGGCCCGUCGUGUGUUGUCGGUUGGUGUAAGAUGUUAUAAAAAAAAAAUUUAGUAUUUAAUCUCUAAUCUAGCGUACGGGAUGUCCGCAAAUGCACUUGUUCAUGUGGACCAUGACAGCGUCUCCGUACGGCUAGUUGGGACAUGAACUCGAAGCAGUGUGCAGAAACAUCUGAUCUGUGGUGGGGAGAUACUCCUGUAGCUGUGAUUGAUUCAUGACAAACUUUUGUUGUAAUUAAAUUAUUUUGUUAAUAUUUAUUUGAUUUUUCUACCAGUGGACUGUUGAAAUUGUUUUAAUUCACAGUUGUGACAGUGUGUGUGUGUGUGUGAUAUUAAUAAAACUUUUGUUACUGUUGAUUGGAAUAUAGUGUCUGAUGUUACUUCUCGUUACCUAGAUUAAUGUUAGUUGAAACUAGUCUGAACAAUACAUUGGCUGUAAUAACAUUGUGCCUCUCUUCUUAGUUGUCAUGUAGUGUUGUUCCUUAAUAAAAUAAUAAACGAGUGUGUUUGUA